AGGGCGGAGGCUUGCUCGGCGUUUUCGCCGCGAGACCCGGUCCGGCCGGGCCGCACCCCCACUGGACGCCGUUAUAUACCCGCCCCUGCCUCCCCCUCGCCUGUUUCGUUGCCGCACACCUCCCUGCCGUGUAGUGCUCCUCCUUGCUCCCCUUCCCUCUUGCAGCCUCUUGCUUUUGCUGCUUUAUUGGCCGCGCGCGCGCGCGGCGACAGAGCUACACCUGAAUAUACACGUAGUAUAUACAGUAGCCGCCGGUGGAAUCCAGAGACGGUGUAGCCGGUAGGAAGGUAGAAGCUAGCUAGAGAUAGGAGAGGACUGAAGAAGAAGAAGAUAUAUAGCUACAUCGAGUCGAGCGACGAUGGUGCUCUACUUCAAGGCGCGUCCGGACGCCGGCGACUACACCAUCUACAUGGGCGCCGACAAGAACGAGAACGAGGAGCUCAUCAAGUACGGCCUCCCCGAGGACGUCUGGUUCCAUGUGGACAAGGUAUCCUCGGCACACGUCUAUCUGAGACUGAAGAAAGGCGAGACCAUAGAUACCAUCAGCGAGGGCCUCUUGGAGGACUGUGCGCAGCUCGUAAAGGCUCAUUCCAUUCAAGGGAACAAGAUGAACAACGUUGAGGUGAUCUACACGCCCUGGUCUAAUCUCAAGAAGUCCCCAUCCAUGGAUGUCGGCCAAGUUGGCUUCCACAACCCACGGAUGGUCCAUGUGCUUACAGUCGAGAAGCGUGUCAAUGAGAUCAUCAACAGGUUGAAUAAAACCCGGGUAGAACGCCGAGCAGACUUAAAAGCCGAGAAAGAGGCAUCAAAUGCAGCAGAAAAGGCCGAGAGGAAGAUGCAGCUGAAAGAGAAGAAACGGAAGGAGGAGAUUGAAAGGCUGGAGAAGGAGAAGUGGGCGGAGAUACGGAGCUACAAGGGCCUCAUGGUGGCCGAGAAGAUGACGUCCAACCGCCAGAUCGCCUCCGCCGGCAAGUCCAUGCAGGAAAUGGAGGAUGAGUUCGUCUGAAUAUUGUUAAUUACUGGUGUCUGUGUAUGUACGUGUUGCGUGUAGUGAUUAUGUACGUAUACGUAUGUCCAUUGCUCGCGUGAUCUCAAUGAGUCAUCAAAGUAACUAAUGAUCCGAUCGAACAUUCGACCCGUUCCUGAUC
This is a messenger RNA of Sorghum bicolor (sorghum), 1148 nucleotides long. Its product is annotated as coiled-coil domain-containing protein 25-like. The transcript has 6 exons. Lineage: Eukaryota; Viridiplantae; Streptophyta; Magnoliopsida; Poales; Poaceae. The record is from RefSeq and is a predicted model, not a curated record. Bases 359 to 1006 code for a protein of 215 amino acids.